GCUGUGUCACAAUGUCCUAGUUAGUCUUUGGAUAACUUCCUGCCAUGCCACGGGAAGAACGCUCUGAGGAGAAAUAGUAGAUUGCUGGAUAACCCACAUCAAUCUCUCAAUGAAUGUUAUAUUAUUUAUAUUUUUAUUUGGGUCUUCUUCCUCAGGGCUUAGCAAUUCUAAGCCUGGAAUGGAAGACCUACUCAAUGUGAUAUCUUCAGAUGGAGACAAUCAUGAAGAGCACUAUAUGACUAAUAACGCUGGUAAACAUGGAGACAAAAGUAUGAAUGAUAUUCCUGCUAAUGAGAAAACUGGCAAUUAUUAUAAAGAUAUAAAACAAUAUGUGUUCACCACACAAAAUCCAAAUGGCACCACCUCUGAAAUAUCCGUGAGAGCAAGAACAGAUGUGAAUAUUGCCCUAAGGAACUAUAGAAUUAGUUCAACGCUUGCAAACAAAAAUUUCGAGGAGGAAGAUGAAGGCUUUCGUGCAAAGAAGCAAAGAACAACCCCAAAUGUGCCUGCAUUUUGGACAAUGUUAGCGAAAGCUAUAAAUGGAACGACAGUGAGCAUGGAUGACAAAGAUCAAUUAUUUCAACCAGUUCCAGGCUCUGAUAUGAACGAUUCAAGUGCUGGAGACAAACUAGCAAACCUAGAAGAGCUCAAGCUCAGAUUAAUGCUGGGCAUCGCGCUGAUGACCAUCCUCAUUUUUAUUCCCCUUGUGAUAUUCUGCAUUAUCACACUGCACAGACUGAAGCAGCUGAGUCGCAAAAGAGAUCAGAGUCAAUACUCCAUCAACCCAGAGCUGGCCGUCCUUUCAUACUUUGAGCCAUCACAGGGUGUAUCAGAUACAUCUUUCUCCAAAAGUGCAGCGAGCAGCAUGUAUUUGGUUUCCACCCCUUCACUUGUGAGAAAGAAGUCUAUAAAGAUAGCAAAGCCAGAGCCAGCAGUCACAGAGCAACUUGAUGAGGCAGAGUUACUCAUCGGAGAGGGGGCAAGGGAUGCCAACAUUGAGCGAGCAAGUGCUGCCAUCAGUGAGGAAGCAAAUGAUGCCAUCAAUGAGGCAAACGAUAUCAAAUAGAUGACAUCCUCUUGUAACUCACAAAUGAUUUUUGUCCUUGACAUUAACAUCAUAAUUUUGAAACGACUGAGACAGUUGGAAUAUCAUAAUUUUGAAACUACUGAGACAGUUGGGCUUCUCAUCACUCAAAAGCAAAUAAUCAUGACUCAGAAAUUAA
Messenger RNA from Chinchilla lanigera (long-tailed chinchilla), 1223 nucleotides. RefSeq names its product equatorin, sperm acrosome associated (gene Eqtn). The transcript has 8 exons. The record is from RefSeq and is a predicted model, not a curated record. The coding region runs from base 110 to 1066 and encodes 318 amino acids. Gene Ontology annotation, cellular component: plasma membrane. Gene Ontology annotation, biological process: fusion of sperm to egg plasma membrane involved in single fertilization; endocytosis; acrosomal vesicle exocytosis. NCBI's taxonomy places the organism in Eukaryota, Metazoa, Chordata, Mammalia, Rodentia, Chinchillidae.